UAGAGCUCUCACUUUACUGUAAGUGACGCUCGUGGCACCGUCCUCGGUCCGUCAGUACGGGGGCUAGAGUUAAAAUAAUGGAAUAUAACGAUAUCGCUCUAAAAUACAGGUCCUCUGUGCAGUACAGCGCACUACCGGAAGUGACGGACAACGAUGACAGAGACCACGAGCGCCUACUACAGGAAGUGAUUCACCACGACGACCCGGAUCCCCGCCAAAAACCUGUCACCAUGGCAACAGGAAAAUCAUUAUCACUGCUUCAGAUAAUUCUCCUGAAUGCUGUGGUAUGUGGCGUUGAGAUUUGCGCAUGCGCUGGAUUCACCUACAUCCCUCCUAUGCUGUUAAAGGCGGGCUACACGGAGGAGAAUAUGAGUAUAAUUUUAGGAAUGGGUCCCUUGCUUGGGUUUUUCUUCGUUCCAAUAAUAGGCCGCGCGAGUGAUAACUGCUUUAGUGCUUGGGGUCGAAGACGGCCAUUCAUAGUGGGAAUUUCAUCAGUUCUGAUGUUUGCUCUUAUUAUUAUACCUUACUGCGAUUGGAUCAGUCUUUCCUUAUUUGGCCCAGGAACAGUGAGUAAAACAGGUGCACUGCUGAUUUUAACAGUAGGGGUCGUUCUGCUCGAUUUCACUAGUCAAGCCUGUCUGACACCAUGUGAAGCAUUGCUAAGCGAUGCAUCAAAGGAGACCAAUCAACAAGAACGUGUUUUCAUGGUGUACUCUCAGAUGGUGUCGCUAGGGGGAUUUCUGGGGUAUUUAAUUACAGCCCUGGACUGGAAUACGAAUCCUAUCGGUGCUCUGAUUGGUGGUCAAGAAAGGACUGUGUUCACUGUGUUGGUCUUCCUGUUUGUGUUUUUGUUGUUUGUGACUGUAGCUGUAGCCAAAGAGGAGCCACAAAUCGCACUCCAGAAUUCUCAUAUCCCGGAUAUAAAAACCCCAUUAGAGGGUUUGUCCUCUCCUGCCGCGUUCAGUGGCCCGGCUUUGGAGUCGGGGUACGAAUCGAGUGGCUCGGACGACGGCGCUUUGCCAAAUGUGCUCCGCAAGCCCCGAUCAAGGUCCCGUCGUCACAAAAGAAAAUUCCGUCCUAUUUUAUUGUUGUGUAUGCCGUUUAUUUUUGUUUUAAAACGCUUUAGAAUAUUUUCAUACGUGCAAUUUUAUGGCAGACUAGUUUUUGCAGCUAUACAAGACAAGCUUCCAGAAUCCGUUAAACUGCUGUUAGAUAUCCCGCUCGUUUUGCAGAAACUGGCUAUAGCGAACUUCUGCAGUUGGACUGCAGUGAUGGGAUUCAACCUUUUCUUCACAGACUUUGUAGGACAGGCUGUUUACGAAGGGAAUCCCAAUGCCGAGGAGAACUCCUAUCUGCGUGCUCGAUAUGACGAGGGUGUUCGAAUGGGGUCUUGGGGACUCCUGUUUCACUGCAUCACUUCCGCUAUCUAUGCCUUUUUUGUUGAAAAUUUAGUGGAGCGUGUCGGGAUCCGCCGGACGUACGCUGCAGGGAUGAUGACCUUUACCUUGUGUAUGGCGGGCAUGGUGAUGUUCCGGAACAUCUAUUUUGUGAACACUAUGGCGGCACUGACUGGUUUUGCGUAUGCGACCCUCACGACUAUCCCCUUCAUUAUUGUCACUAAAUACCACUCAGAAAAAGAGAUAUACUUCCGGACAGAGAGUGGGAAGAACAACUUCCGGGGGAUCGGAACAGACAUUGCCACACUAGACUCCGCCUACUUCCUGUCCCAGGUAAUCCUCUCUGGAAUGAUGGGAUAUGUUGUUCACAUGACCGGAACUGUCCUGUCCUACAUGAUCACGGCAGGAAUUAUGGGCAUUUUGAGUUGUUUCUUUAUUCAGAGUAUUAUUACGUCUCGGGAGGAAAUGCUGGGUGUAACCAAAAAAUGGCAUUCUGUCAUCAAUAUAUGAUUUCUUAUUGCUGCUUUACAAGGUGCUUCAAUGUUUUGUCUGAUAUAUUGUCUUUACUUAGACGGUGCUUUGUAUAAGAUUGUUGUACUUUAAGGUUGACAAAUAGUUUAAAUUGCCAGUAUUUUGACCACUAGCCAAAAAUAUUUACGAUUUUGAAGACUUCUCUAAUCAAUUAAUCAUUUCAACUGCUUUAAUAACAU
This is a messenger RNA of Saccostrea echinata, 2107 nucleotides long. RefSeq names its product solute carrier family 45 member 3-like. The coding region runs from base 78 to 1907 and encodes 609 amino acids. NCBI's taxonomy places the organism in Eukaryota, Metazoa, Mollusca, Bivalvia, Ostreida, Ostreidae. The transcript has 3 exons. Gene Ontology annotation, cellular component: membrane. The record is from RefSeq and is a predicted model, not a curated record. Gene Ontology annotation, molecular function: sucrose:proton symporter activity.